UCACCUGUAAAACACACCUGUCCACAGAAUCAGUCAGACUUUUCAACAUGGGAAGGACUUGACAGAGCCUUUAAUGAAUUUAUGGGGGAAGAUUGUAGACCUGCACAAGAUCGGAAUGGACUAUAAACUACGUCUUUCCAGCAAGAACGUUCAAACACUUAUUUUUCCCCAAACGCAAAUAGUUUUAUAUCACUUCAUUUAAAUUAACUUCUUGAUUUGUCACUGUUCAAAUGGACCUGCCAUUAGAAUGACAGAACCACGCCCUCCCGCGGCACCAGUGGGAUUUGCGCGUUGCUGACGUCAGCGCGUGACGUCGAGUGUAUGCGGAAGUGGUCGUAAAGCCCGUCAGCAGUGUCUUCUGUCUGUUCCAGAGGCAGUCCCCGUGUUUUUAUAAGGAUGUCUGCUCGGUAGAAAAAACUCCGGUUUCUCCUCCGCUUCCCUGCGGACUCAAGUCAGUAAAGAUUCCGAAAUGAACUCAGUGGAUAAACUGCGGAACACUUUCACUCUGGCAUCAUGUAACGUGUUGCUACAGGUGAUGUUCCGCGUGCUCACCUUCCUGCUGAACGGCUUCACGCUGCGCUUUGUGUCCAAAGAGCUGAUCGGGGUCGUCAACGUCAGGCUCACUCUGCUCUAUUCCACACUAGUAUUCCUGUCCAGAGAGGCUUUUCGCAGAGCCUGUCUUAGUGGGGAAUCAGGGACUAAUCAGAACUGGAGACAAACCAUCAACCUCUUAUGGCUGACGGUUCCCAUUGGUGUAUUAUGGGCCCUCUUCCUUGGAUCGGUGUGGCUGUGGCUCCUGGAGGUCCCUGACCCGGGGGCCGUCCCUUACUACGGUGCCGCUGUGGUGCUUUUUGCCUUCUCGGGGGUCCAGGAGCUCCUGGCGGAGCCCCUCUGGGUCUUGGCUCAGGCUCACAUGUUUGUAUGGCUGAAGGUGGUGGCUGAGAGCUUAGCCAUGAUCGCCAAGUGCAGCGUCACGGUGGUGCUGGUGCUGUUUGCCCGGGAAUGGGGUCUCUACAUCUUCUCUGCGGCUCAUCUGGUGUACACUGGAUUCCUGUUGUUGUGCUACGUAGCGUACUUCAAGCGCUUCUUGGGGUCAGAAGAGGCAGCAAAGAAGAGUUUCCCUCUGCACCGGGUCACAGAUUUACUGCCAGGCAGGAUCCAUGGAGAGCCGCUGAUAGACUGGAGUGCGGCUCAGCUUACGUGGAGCUUCUUCAAGCAGUCCUUCCUGAAGCAGAUCUUGACUGAGGGAGAGCGUUACAUCAUGACCUUCUUCAAUGUCCUGACCUUUGGGGACCAGGGUGUUUACGAUAUCGUCAACAACUUGGGCUCGAUGGUGGCGCGUUUCGUCUUCCUACCCAUCGAGGAAAGCUUCUACGUCUUCUUUGCCAACGUUUUAGACAGAGGACGUGACGUUCGAAGGCAAGAACAGGAAGCCGCCUCCAUAGCGGCGGAGGUCUUGGAGUGCUUGCUGAAACUGGUGGUGGUGAUUGGUCUGAUCAUCACGGUCUUUGGCUACGGCUACUCUCACCUGGCUUUGGAUAUUUACGGUGGCUCUCUUCUGAGUAGUGGCUCAGGUCCUGUUUUGCUGCGCUGCUACAGUUGCUAUGUGCUGCUGCUGGCUGUCAACGGUGUCACAGAGUGUUUUGUGUUUGCCACCAUGAGCAAAGAGGAGGUUGACAAGUAUAACCUGCUGAUGCUGGCUUUGUCUGCCUCCUUUCUGCUACUGUCGUACAUGCUGACAUGGUGGGCCGGAGGAGUCGGCUUCAUUCUGGCAAACUGCCUCAACAUGGGGCUCCGCAUCCUCCACAGCCUCCGUUACAUCCAUCGCUACUUCCAGAUCAGUCAGUGGAGACCUCUGAGAGGCCUGCUGCCCUCACCGCUGCUCCUGCUGGCCCUCGCUGUCAGUGCGGCCGUCACAGCCGUUUCUGAGGCUGCUCUCUGCUGUGACGGCGGCUGGUGGCUCAGGCUGCUCCACAUUGCUGUGGGAGGCGCGUGUUUGCUCCUUGUGCUUGCUGCGACGGCUCUGAGUGAAAAACAGCUGUUACACUUCAUCAGGACUCACCUGUUGUCACAGUACAGGAAGAAAACCACUUAAUAAAACAGACUGUUGCUCUCGUGGAGGAUAUUUUUGUACAAAAAAGAAAAAUCUCCCACAUUUUCUGCCGCAUUAAAACUUCGAUGGAGAUGAGAAGCAAAAACUAUUUUUUUUUAAAAAGUGCCUCCUGUUUCUAUUUGUAUUUUGAAUGCAACAUUCCUCGUUAACAGUGAUGGAAUAUACCAAAUAGGAAGCACUUGAGUGUAAUGUCAAAUGAAAAGGCAUAAACGUUUACAAAUAUCUGGUUCAUUCUUUAAUAUUGCAGAAAAUAUUCUGUUACUGGGGAUCUUUUGUUUUUCUUAAAUGUUUAAGCUGUUGUUCAAAAUAAAAUGGUGAAUAAUUUUGUAUGAAGUAA
Molecule: messenger RNA, 2450 nt
Organism: Oryzias latipes (Japanese medaka)
Lineage: Eukaryota; Metazoa; Chordata; Actinopteri; Beloniformes; Adrianichthyidae
Gene: rft1
Product: RFT1 homolog
Biological process (GO): dolichol-linked oligosaccharide biosynthetic process; glycolipid translocation
Cellular component (GO): endoplasmic reticulum membrane
Source: RefSeq, a predicted model, not a curated record